This is a messenger RNA of Haliotis rufescens (red abalone), 4081 nucleotides long. RefSeq names its product vacuolar protein sorting-associated protein 53 homolog. The transcript is spliced from 20 exons. Gene Ontology annotation, biological process: retrograde transport, endosome to Golgi. NCBI's taxonomy places the organism in Eukaryota, Metazoa, Mollusca, Gastropoda, Lepetellida, Haliotidae. Gene Ontology annotation, cellular component: GARP complex. The record is from RefSeq and is a predicted model, not a curated record. Bases 9 to 2537 code for a protein of 842 amino acids.
CUUUCAUCAUGGCGACUGUUGACGAUGAAGAUAUUGUCGAUGACGAGCAACUUGAGUCUCUGCUGUCUUUUCCAGCAGAUGUCCAGGAAGCUAUAGAUCAAGUGCUUCCAAGCAAUGAUCCCCUUGACAGACCAGACUUCAAUCCAGUGGAUUAUAUCAACUCACUGUUUCCUACUGAACAGUCUCUGGCAAACAUAGAUGAUGUUGUCAAUAAAAUUAGGUUCAAAAUAAGACGCCUUGAUGAUGAAGUGCGGGCAGUGGUUCGGGGGCAGACAAAUGUGGGUGAAGAAGGUAGACAGGCCUUGGAAGAAGCACAGAAGGCUAUCCAAGAUCUGUUCACCAAGAUCAAGGAUAUCAAAGACAAGGCCGAGAAGUCGGAGGAAAUGGUAAAGGAGAUAACCCGAGACAUCAAACAGUUGGACCAUGCGAAGCGACACCUGACCUCUUCUAUCACCACACUGAAUCACCUACACAUGCUGGUGGGAGGGGUAGAUUCACUCACAUCAUUAACACGAAGACGUCAGUACGGAGAGGUGGCCAACCUGCUUCAGGGUGUACUGAACGUGCUGGAGCACUUCGACAAGUACAUGUCCAUACCCCAGAUCAAACUGCUUGCUGACAAGGUGAAACAAAUUCAGUCAGAACUCGGAACACAGAUCAUUGCUGACUUUGAAGAAGCCUUCCAGGGAGCUGGCGCCAAGUAUGGGCCUAGCAAUCAGAAACAGCUGAGGGAGGCGUGCUAUGUGGUCAAUGUCCUUGACCCACGGGUGAAGCGGGACCUCCUCAGCUGGUUUGUGAAGCUGCAGCUGUCCGAGUAUCUUGUGUUGUUUGCCCAGGACCAGGAUGUUGCGUGGCUGGACAAGAUAGACCGACGGUAUGCCUGGAUCAAGCGGACCCUGGUGGACUUUGAGGAGAAGUUCGGUCACUUGUUUCCCCCCGAUUGGGAGGUCAGCGAGAGGAUUUGUGUGGAGUUCUGCGACAUAACCAGGAGAGAGUUAUCUCGUAUAAUGGGGCGCAGAGCGGUGGAGAUUGAUGUGAAGUUGCUGUUGUUUGCGAUACAACGCACCACCAACUUUGAGACUCUGAUAUCAAAACGUUUCAUGGGCGUUACUCUGAAUGAGGCACAGGGGAAGCCUCCCACUCCAGCUCCAGCACCAUCAACAAACCCCUUUGAAGAAUCAACAAACCCUUUUGAAAAUGAGAGUGAUCAGGAAGUCACAUCCCCGUCAGGAGAAGAGUCCAAGUCAGUUGCAAAAUCUCAAGCCACUCCUUUCACUGGAAUCAUCUCUCGAUGUUUUGAAGCUCAUCUGAAUAUAUACAUUGAAUCACAAGACAGGAAUCUAGCUGAGCUUAUUGGGCGCUUCCUGGAGGAUCUGCGACAGCACGGCACACCGCGUAUGGAGACUGACGAGGGAAGCAACGUGCUGCCCAGCUGUGCAGACCUGUUCGUGUUCUACAAGAAGUGUAUGGUCCAGUGUUCCCAGUUGUCCACUGGUCAACCAAUGCAAGACCUCACCAAAACAUUCCAGAAGUAUCUCAAGGAGUACGCCAUCAGGGUCCUGCUCAACAAUCUGCCCAAGCUGAGCAGUCAGAGCAGCAGCAUCAGCUCGGCGACAGGGCUGAUCCAGAGCAUCCUGAAGGAGGGGGAGGUGACGAAGCUGACAGAGGAGGAGCAGUGUCGGACGUGCAGCAUCCUGUGUACUGCGGAGUACUGCAUGGAGACUACGCAGCAGCUGGAGGAGAAGCUGCGUGAGAAGGUGGACGACCGUCUUGCAGCAAACAUUGAUCUCAACGCAGAGCAGGAUAUGUUUCACAAUGUUAUAUCCAACUGCAUCCAGCUGCUGGUGCAGGACCUGGAGACUGCCUGUGAGCCGGCGCUGACAGCCAUGAGUAAGAUGCCAUGGUCCACCAUCGAGGCUGUGGGAGACCAGAGCGGCUACGUGACGGCCAUCUCCUCCCACCUGAAGACCAACCUGCCCAUCAUCAGGGACAACCUGGCAGCCUCCAGGAAGUACUUCACUCAGUUCUGUGUCAAGUUUGCGAACUCCUUCAUACCAAAGUUCAUCAACCAGCUGUGUAGGUGUAAACCCAGCAGCACCGUGGCAGCAGAACAGCUGCUUCUGGACACUCACAGCCUGAAGACCGUGCUGCUGGACCUCCCCUCUCUCGGCUCCCAGCUCAACCGGAAGGCCCCCGCCAGUUUUACAAAGAUUGUUGUCAAGGGAAUGACAAAAGCCGAGAUGAUAUUGAAGGUCGUGAUGUCCCCCCAUGACCCUCCCCAGGGCUUCGUGGACAACUUCAUCAGGCUCCUCACAGACUCCGACAUCAACGACUUUCAGAGGGUUCUUGAUAUGAAGGGCCUGCGUCGCAGCGAGCAGAGUCACCUGAUCGACAUGUACCGAGUGAGAAACCCUGCAGGAUCCAGCUCCAGUCUAGGGGAGGGAACUGCUGUUGGGUCACACGCCCAGGGAUCAUCACCAGAACCAGAAUCAAGUAGAAUUAAAAAAUUAGAAAGGCUUAUAAAAAAACGAUUAUAGGUAUUCAUUUCAUUAAAGGCUGCUUGUUUGGUUGUAUAUUAUUUUGUAAUUGUAAGCUGCGUUAUGUUUAAAUAAUUUGUAUAUUCAUUUGUACAUAUAAGAAUUUUGUAAAUAAAUGGUUGUGUAUUAGGAAUUGUCAAACAUAUAUCUGCAGUUUCACCGUCAUUGUAUUAUAUACAAUUAUUUAUUAGUGUGUUAUAUCUUACUGGGCUGUUAGAGCUUGGAGCUGAAAUUGAUAACUGGCGUGGUCAUUACUGUAGUCAGUGUAAUUAACACCCUCACUAUGGGACCAGUCAUUUAUCACAGGGGGUGGGUCGUUCCAGAGGCUUUUGAUGCAUUAUUGUACUGAAAAUAAUUAAUCCUCCCUUAAUGCUUGUCACAUGUCGGAUAACCCUCACCACGUCUUUGUUCAUUGUUUACAUGACCCUCCCCGAACAGACAAAGUGCAAAAGCUCUUUAUGUUUUAGAAUGAAAUGUCCACAGUACUCCAAAUGAGUGCAAUUCGUAUCAGCACAUCUUUGAGUUGUUUAUUUACAGAAUCCCCAGUAGACUUCCUGUAGCCAAUCUGUAAUCUACUGAUAGUAUCUGAAUCAGUGGGGUAGCGUAGCAGCAGUUGCUCGUCCUGUGAUACUGCUAAAUAGUGCUAAAAGAGGCGUAAAACCUUACUCACUUACUAUAUAUUAGGACUCGACCCUCUCUGUGGUGUAGUUGAUAGAGCGUCUGCCAGGAGCCUGAAGGUCUGUGAUUCAAUUCCUCUCCUUAUCAUGAGAUAAGGUAUUAAAUGAUGGUUCUUGUUGUUACCCUGCAUGGCAUUGGGCUUUAAGGGGAUAAAACUAGGUCUAUUCAGCUCAGAGUCAGUAUACCAGUCAGUUGACCAGACUUGAUUAUUACCGACCGCCAUCAUAUAGCAGGAAUAAUGCUGUUUGUGGUGUUAAAGGACAAACAAACAAACAGACACACUUAAAGAUGGAAUUAUGGUCAUCAAGAUAGCCUGUUCGUAAUUCUGAAUAUUUUUGGCAUAGAUAUGUCUGACAUUAUGAUAACCGGCAAAUGGUUCCCACUCAGGAGGUAUCUUAUUUAGCUCCCACUUAGCCUUCUGACUUGAUGGACCACCUCAGGGGUUUUGUGGAUAGAGCAUCAACCUCAAGAGCGGAAGGCGGAUAGGUCAAUCCCGGUGGGUGUCAUACCAAAAGACAUUAAAAGAUGGUACUUGUUGUUACCCUGCCUGGUGCUCAGCAUUAAGGGAUUAAAACAAGGACUGAUCAGCUUGGAAUCAGGUAUCCAUGUGAAUCUGAGGAAUGGUAGCUCAGUGGGUCUGGUCUAGUACAAGGAGACACACACACACAUGCAUGGACGUUGCUAUAUAAGUGCAAUAAUCUUGAACAAGAUGUUUAACCCCAUUGUACCUCACCUCAGCUUCGGACCGCCUCCGUGGUCUAGUGGUAGAGCGUCCGCCCAGAGAGCGGAAGGUCCGGAUUUCGAUCCCCGGCCGCAACAUUCCAAAAGACGUUAAAAGAUGGUACUUGUUGUUACCCUGUCUGGCG